Messenger RNA from Eupeodes corollae, 1084 nucleotides. Its product is annotated as keratin, type II cytoskeletal 2 epidermal-like. The transcript has 2 exons. Bases 141 to 980 code for a protein of 279 amino acids. NCBI's taxonomy places the organism in Eukaryota, Metazoa, Arthropoda, Insecta, Diptera, Syrphidae. The record is from RefSeq and is a predicted model, not a curated record.
GUCAAUCUCCAUUUGCGUGCAAGAUUGACAAUAUGGAUUUCUUGAAGCUUUGGAUGGUAGUUAGUGAUUUCCUAUAAAAUAGCUGCAGGUUGUCCAUUAGGCAUCACUCGUACUUUGAAGUUCCUAUUGUAAUCAACAACAUGCGUGGAUUUUUGGUUCUCUGUUUUAUUGCUGCUGCAUCAGCCCAAGGAUAUAACUAUGCUCCCAUAAGCGGAGGUAGUGUGGGUGGAGGUGGCCACAGCCAUCACCAUGUUGGAGGAAUAGGCGGUGGUUUCAGCAGUGGUGGACUUAGCUCUGGAGGCUCAUUCAGUUCGGGUGGGGGUUCUGGAUCGUUCAACAGUGGUAGUUCCUUCAGUUCUGGUGUAAGCAGUGGUGGUGGUUUUAGCUCCGGUGGAUAUAGCACUCCCGGCCAAACAAUUACCGAACUCAACAAGGAAUAUUACUUGUACUCCGCUCCAGAGGAAACAGUUCACAGUGGUGCCAACAGCCAAAGUUCAACGACCACAUUGAAGAAGAACCUUCGUGUUAUCUUCAUCAAGGCCCCAGAAAACAACGGAGCUGCUAACGCUGCACUCCAAAUUGCCAAACAAAUCAAUGAAGACCAAACAGCCAUUUAUGUUCUCACCAAGGAGAACGAUGUCUCCGAAAUCUCAAAUCAAUUGCAGCAAAUCUCAGAAAUCCGUUCACAGAAACCAGAAGUUCGCUUUGUCAAGUACAGGACCGCUCAAGAUGCCCUCAAUGCCCAACGUACCAUUCAAGCUCAAUACGAUGCUCUUGGUGGAAGCACAAAGAGCUCCAACGAAGGUGUUGCUCCUGUACUCAACUAUGCUUCCAGUGCUCCAGUUUCAAAUGUGCAAGGUUCAUCUUCACACCAUCAUCAUCAUCAGCAUUCCUCCUCAAGUGGUUCAGCAUCUUCUUUAUCGGGAUCUAUAGCUGCACCUUUACCACAAAAGUCAUACUUGCCACCUGUUGUUGUUUAAAAAUGUGAUCUUAAGUUAUGAUUCGAGAGAGUAUUACAGCCCGUUAUGUAGUUUUAGUAUUAUUUUUGUUUUGUUUUUAAAUAAAUAUACCUGCUUAAAAAAUA